AUGGAAGCCGCGCUAAGCAAGCGGUAUUCGGGCCUGAGAUUAUCGGACUUGGCAGGAAAUCAACAGCAGCCUCACCAGAACAUGUCAGGCUUCCCGGGACUGGGCAGCCAGACACACACACACCCUGGGGAGAUCAGCAGCGACCCCAGCGCGCCUCUUACUCCUUUCGGGCCCGAGCACAUGGCUCAGGCCAGUGCUCUGAAACCCAGUCCAUCUCAGCACAUGGCCGCACACCCCGAAGUGCAGACAGCGGCGAUUUUCGGCUCGGCACAGAACUCAGCCAGCUACCCAGCGGGUCACCCCCACUCAGCCUACGCGAGCGGCAGGGACUACAUUCUCAGGAGAGACCUUUCAGCAUCUGCCAUGCACGGACUGGGCGAACAGCACUCGCCAUCUCCCUCUCACCAUCGCCACCACCACCACCACGGCAUGUUUCUCUCCACAGCGGGUAGCUACGGGCACUCGGAAGUGUUCUCGGGUCUCCACGAGCAGUCGGCAGCAGGAACCCACCCAACGUUAAAUGGGCAGGUGCGCCUGGGGUUGCCGGGGGAAAUCUAUAGGCCGGAGCAUUACCCGGGCUCUUCCCUGCACAGUUAUACCUCCAUGAACUUAAACGUUAACCUGGCAGCGGCUCAUCAUGGAGCCGGGGCAUUCUUCAGGUACAUGAGACAGCCCAUCAAGCAAGAGCUAAUCUGCAAGUGGAUUGACCAAGACGACACUUCAAAGAAACCUUGUUCGAAAACUUUCAGCACGAUGCACGAAUUGGUAAAUCAUGUCACGGUGGAGCACGUCGGCGGGCCCGAGCAGAACGUUCACAUUUGUUACUGGGAGGAAUGCCCCAGAGAAGGCAAACCGUUCAAGGCGAAAUACAAAUUGGUCAACCAUAUCCGAGUUCACACGGGAGAAAAACCUUUUCCUUGCCCGUUCCCCGGUUGCGGAAAAGUAUUCGCUCGCUCGGAAAACUUGAAGAUUCAUAAAAGGACGCACACAGGAGAGAAGCCUUUUAAAUGCGAGUUUGAUGGUUGUGACCGGAAAUUUGCCAACAGCAGUGACAGGAAGAAGCACUCUCACGUCCACACCAGCGAUAAACCAUACAACUGUAAAGUAAGAGGUUGCGACAAGUCAUACACUCACCCUAGUUCUCUUCGCAAGCACAUGAAAGUCCACUGCAAGUCUCCUCCCCCUCCCCCUGGCUCCGGCUACGAGCUUUCAAACACAUCCCUGGGGAUGGUGUCCCCAGCUUCAGAGACAGUCAGAGGCCGCACAGCCAGCGUGUCUUCGCAAGUCACUAACCUCAACGAAUGGUACGUUUGCCAAGGGAGCGGGGCUACCAACAACCUGCACACACCUUCCAACAAUGGCACCUCAUCCGACACCGAGGAUGAGGAAGUUUACACGAACUCUGAUCCCAGGACUAUGCUCUGA
Molecule: messenger RNA, 1425 nt
Organism: Hypanus sabinus (Atlantic stingray)
Lineage: Eukaryota; Metazoa; Chordata; Chondrichthyes; Myliobatiformes; Dasyatidae
Gene: zic5
Product: zic family member 5 (odd-paired homolog, Drosophila)
Exons: 2
Coding region: 1-1425 (474 amino acids)
Biological process (GO): regulation of transcription by RNA polymerase II; central nervous system development
Cellular component (GO): nucleus
Molecular function (GO): DNA-binding transcription factor activity, RNA polymerase II-specific; RNA polymerase II cis-regulatory region sequence-specific DNA binding
Source: RefSeq, a predicted model, not a curated record